Danio rerio (zebrafish) is the source of this 2019-nucleotide messenger RNA. Lineage: Eukaryota; Metazoa; Chordata; Actinopteri; Cypriniformes; Danionidae. The record is from RefSeq and is a predicted model, not a curated record.
UUUUAUUCAUGCUAAUUUAAUUCCAAAUUGUUAUUUGCUAAUUUUAGUUAAGUGUCAAAUUAACACAUAAUUACAACCAAAAUGCGAUGCGAAUGAAAUGAUAUAAUGCAUAAUAAAUAGGGGGAGCAGUAUCCUGUAUCCUCUGGAAUUCUAAAUCGCUAAGUCGCCGCUGAUUGGCUGUUGAGUUUUGACCCUUGUUGGGAUGGACCUGUUGGAUAAAAGGAGAAUUUCUAGAGGGAUCAUGCGUAUUGCGCCUCGGAUGCCUGUGCACAGGGGACCGACUCGAAAGCAAAGAAGGGAAUAGUCUCAGAGGCACAAUGACAGGAAAGGAUGGGGCUGUUUUGUCGGAAAGUUUGAACAAAUCAAAAUCGCUGUGUGCCACCGAGAACGGGGGAAAUAACAAUCCACAUCUGUCAAAGAGCAGCAUCACACAUCCGCCAAAAUGCACGGGUUUCGGCAUUCAGGAGAUCUUGGGACUAAAUAAAGAGCCGUCCUCGGCCCCACGGAGCACACUGGACUCCUUCCCCGCCGGGGCGCACCUUCUGGCCAGCAGGUCGAUGCUCGGUCCGGCUGGUGUCGGUGUUGGGGUCGGGAUGGGAUUAAUUGGGCCUGGAGGUAUUCCGUCUUUCUACAGUCAGCCCGCGUUUCUGGAGGUUCUGUCAGACGCGCAGAACGUGCACCUCCAGCCGCUCAGCAGGACGGUGGGGCCGCUGGAACAUAACCAGUCUGCCAGCUCAGAUUCAGAUGAUGUCUCUUCAAGUGAAAGGAAAAUGUCAAAGUCUUCACUGAGCCAGAGCAAGAAGAGAAAAAAGAGACGACACAGAACAAUAUUUACAUCUUACCAGCUGGAAGAACUGGAGAAAGCUUUUAACGAGGCUCAUUAUCCGGAUGUGUACGCCAGAGAAAUGCUGGCCAUGAAAACCGAGCUGCCGGAGGACAGAAUACAGGUGUGGUUUCAAAACCGGAGGGCCAAGUGGAGGAAGCGGGAGAAGUGUUGGGGUCGCAGUAGCGUGAUGGCGGAAUACGGGCUCUACGGCGCCAUGGUGCGUCACUCUAUCCCUCUGCCCGAGUCUAUACUCAAAUCUGCUAAAGAUGGCAUCAUGGACUCCUGUGCCCCCUGGCUUCUAGUACAAGAUGGUUUUCCUACCACCAGCUGCUUUUCUAAACACGAAUACCCACCAUUCUUUGCAGGGAUGCACAAGAAGUCCUUGGAGACGGCUGGGCACCAAUCAAACGAGAAGUCAGAUGUCACUCAGACACCGACCAAUCCCAAACCGGACGAGGCCGAGGCUGAGGAAAGGAGGACAGAGUCACCAAUGUCCAAAGAGGAACUGAGGGAGAACAGCAUUGCUGCUCUCAGGGCAAAAGCGCAGGAGCACAGCGCCAAAGUGCUUGGAACAGUUUCCUCAGAGAGACUAGAGCAUAACAUGGAGACAACGGUGACAGAGGAGAAGUCCAGCGAACAGAUAGACGCAAAAGAAGAGGAAAAGAGCUCUUAGAUCUUGCACUGUAACAGCAUAAAGCGUAGAAAAUGUCUGGGCUGUUUUCUCAUCCUCAACACUGGACUUUUAAUUCUUCACUUUAGCAGGUCAGCAGCAUUUAGAAAUGUACAGUAUUUUGAUAGUAGCAUUGGUUCAUCCAUGCAACAGGUUGAUAGCCUUUUUUAAACAGAGGCCUACAAAAAUCUCAGCCAUAACUUCUUUUUAAGAUCCUAGUUUUCAGUCACUUUUGUUAUGAGCCAUGUAUAGAUCAUCAUUUAAAUGAAGAAUUAGAAAUGUAUGAGACUGAACAACAUUUGUUUUGAGCAUCUGAGAUUGAGUUACAGCAGCUGCUUCAGUAUUUCAAUCACUUAAAAACACUUGACUUGGGCUUGUGCGUUAAAGACAGUUAUAUUAAUAGAUUUAAUUUAAUAUAUACACCUUACUCAAUAAAACCACAAAGCACAUUGUAAUAAGCCAUUCUAUUCCAUUCUAAGCCAGUUCUAUUAGGUUUUUCCCUAAAAUGAAAAUGUACUCAGCA